Molecule: messenger RNA, 2895 nt
Organism: Alternaria burnsii
Lineage: Eukaryota; Fungi; Ascomycota; Dothideomycetes; Pleosporales; Pleosporaceae
Product: cytochrome p450
Exons: 8
Coding region: 1-2895 (964 amino acids)
Molecular function (GO): iron ion binding; oxidoreductase activity, acting on paired donors, with incorporation or reduction of molecular oxygen; monooxygenase activity
Source: RefSeq, a predicted model, not a curated record
AUGGGGUUUGUAGAUGAAGAUCGUCUUCGUCUGCUUGCUAUAUGGACGCCCGUCGCGUUUGUCACGUAUGUAGUUGUGACAGCUGUGUACAACCUCACACUUCACCCGCUUGCCAAAUAUCCUGGACCGCUGUUAUGGCGCAUUUCUCCUAUACCCUCCAUCGUUUCUUUGCUUCGUGGUCGCAUUGCCUUUGAGUACAAGAUUCAUCACGACAGAUACGGGCCCGUCGUGCGUGUCAUGCCCAACGAGCUCUCUUUCAAUACAGCAAAAGCAUGGGACGACAUUUAUGGACACCGGGUUGGACUUGCGAACAUGGAUAAAGAUCCUAUUCAUGUUGGUGCAGUGGAAGCAAUACCAGGUGCCACCAAUCUGACAAUGGCACCGGAUAUCCACCAUGCGAGGCAGAGGAGAGCACUUGCUCAUGCGUUCAGCAAGCAGGCACUGCUGGAACAACAGUCGAUCUUGAAGGGAUACGUAGAUCUGUUUGUAGAUCGAUUGAGGGAGAAGGCGCACAGAGGUGAACCGGCGAACAUGGUAUCGUGGUUCAACUUUUGCACUUUCGAUAUCAUUGGCGAUCUUAGUUUUGGCGAGCCUUUCGGGUGUCUGCGAGAGGGCGAAGGUUCGGAGUCGGCAAACUGGGUUGUGUUAAUCUACGAAGCCAUAAAGUCCGGCGCUAUUGAACAAGCUACCCGCCGCUUCGCUAGGCCCGGUUCUGUCGCCCAAAAGUUCCUCAUGUGGUGCAUUCCUACGGUCGUCCGCGAGCGCCGUUUCCGCCAUUUACGCAACUCGACCGAGAAGACUGUGAAGAGAUUGAAUCAAAAAGACAACGAUCAUCGCGAUUUCAUCUGGUAUAUCUUGAAACAAAGAGAGAAGAAGAACGAAGUCAGCGACGACGAGGUCAUCAUGAACGCAGCGCUGUUCAUCGUAGCAGGGAGUGAAACCACUGCAACAGAGCUUUGCGGGUUGACAAACUACCUCUUGAGGAACCCAGAAAUAUUCAAGAAGCUAAAAGAUGAGCUAAGAGGCGCGUGUAAGACUGAAGCGGAUAUCAAUAUGGAUGUCCUUGGCAACCUACCGUACAUGAAUGCCUGCAUUGAGGAAGGUCUUCGAAUCUUCCCUCCCGUACCUAUCGGUCUUCUCCGCACAGUGCCCAAAGGCGGGUCGCUGAUCGAUGGCCAUGCCGUUCCCGAAAACACAUCCGUCUGUGUCAGUUCCUGGGGCGCGUCGCACUCGGCGUCCAACUUCGUAGAACCCGACUCUUUCAUUCCUGAGCGCUUCCUUGAAACGUCAGAGUCAAAAGGAAAGUUUGCUGGCGACUCCAAGAAAGCGGCGCAGCCCUUUUCAACCGGUCCACGAGGGUGCAUUGGCAGAAACUUGACAUAUGUCGAGCUGCGGUUGAUUUUGGGCGCGCUUCUCUGGAACUUUGAUAUCGAGCUGGCGGAUGGAGCGCCGCUUUGGCACCCAAAGAAUGAGUUCGAGGGAUUGAAGGCGUACAAUACUUGGGAGAAGAUCCAAUCAUCCAACCAGACUGUACUCAACAGCUUCCUCCCACGCACCUUCCAUACCCGUGCACGACUCGGCGCAGCCUACAACAUGCCGCAAGAACCAAAGAUCAUCAAGGUAGAAGAGCUUCCUGCAACCGAGGCCAAGUGGAUCGAGUUCCAGAAAAUCUCAUGGCAAGAUCAAACGGGUAGAGAUCGCGUCUGGGAAGCCGCGGCACGCAAGACACGGGGCAAGGCAGGCGUCGAUGCUGUAGCCAUAACAACGAUCAUCCGCCACCCCUCGCGCCCGCCUUCCACUAUUAUCAUCCUGCAGUACCGCCCACCUGUCAACGCCGUCUGCGUCGAGCUUCCUGCCGGUCUAGUUGACGAGAAGGAGUCACCUAGUGAGGCCAGCGUACGGGAGCUACACGAAGAGACUGGGUACAAGGGCAAGUUGGCCUUUAUCAGCCCGACCAUCGUCUCGGAUCCUGGUCUGAGCACGGCGAACAUGCAGCUGGCCAUGGUGGAGAUCAACUUGAAGGACGGUGAUAAGGAGCCAGAGCAGGUGCUUGACGAUGGCGAGUUCAUCGAGAGGGUAGUGGUGCCGAUUGAUGAAUUAUACGACCGCCUAGUCAACACAAUGGGCGGUGUGGUGCUGAACGUCACGAGAACACCUAAUACCGGAAGUGUCAAGAGACCUAUCUUCCGGGAACAACUAGAUCCAUUCGUCAAGUACAAUAUGUACUCUUACAAAUUCUUCGCUGUUGCGCUCGGCUUCCUGACUGUACUCCUAAACGCUGCACCGACUUCUCCAAAUCCCAACCUUAUGUCUAAGGAUUGGCGCCAUGUCCUCACCCCAGACAACUUCCUGGCUUCUACUAUCGAACCAGGCUCAUCAAUGGCCUCCGUUCUUGCCCCUGGCAUGGCGAAUGAUCCAAAUGUCCCUCAGAUUCGCGGUGAAGUUAGGAACCAUUGUUCUUUCUCUGUCUGGGCUCGUCUCUCAAUCUCCCCAAUCAGCUCUGGACCUAGCCACGAGAAAUGCGACAACCCCGGCGAAACCAGCAUGGUCGAAAUCAAGCCGGGCCAGAGAUAUAAGGCGCCAUUCCCAUGCCAGAUGAAUCAGUGUGGUCACGUCAUCAAGGUCGCCUACCACCCAGCGGAUCUACGCGUCUACCAAAUUGAAUACUCUGCGGACGGUCAUGAUGGCCGCAUGUGGUACAACCUUUCCGCUGAGGACGGCGCGCCUUUCCAAGAUGUUAAGCGCUAUCUGGGUGGCCGCGGCCCUACUUGCCCUUUCGUGCACUGCGCACCCGGCCAGUACGGUAAAGACCCGGUCCAUGGAUGCGAUUGGCCGCUCCAACCCUUGUGUGAUAGCCUGGGCAGUGUCGUUGCUGUCAUCUGUGGAAGGCUUUAG